Messenger RNA from Gavia stellata (red-throated loon), 2663 nucleotides. It is a transcript of the gene P2RY11, whose product is annotated as purinergic receptor P2Y11. The transcript is spliced from 13 exons. Bases 141 to 2663 code for a protein of 840 amino acids. Gene Ontology annotation, molecular function: G protein-coupled receptor activity; rRNA binding. Gene Ontology annotation, cellular component: membrane; preribosome, large subunit precursor. Lineage: Eukaryota; Metazoa; Chordata; Aves; Gaviiformes; Gaviidae. Gene Ontology annotation, biological process: rRNA processing; G protein-coupled receptor signaling pathway; ribosomal large subunit assembly. The record is from RefSeq and is a predicted model, not a curated record.
AGCAAGAACCAGAAGAAGGAGCGGGCGGCGGCGCUGCAACACGCCCAGCAGGAAUUCGGCACCGUCCCCACUCCUUCGUCUUCCACCGCGGCCGCGUCGGCAAAAACGUGCGGCAGCUCAUCACCGACGUGCGGAAGGUGAUGGAGCCCUACACCGCCAGAGCCCUCAAGGUGCGGAAGAACAACUCCCUGAAGGAUUUUGUGGCCGUGGCCGGGCCCCUGGGGGUGACGCAUUUCUUAGUCUUCAGCAAAUCGUCCUCCAGCAUCAAUUUUAAGCUUUUCCGACUGCCCGGCGGCCCGACGUUGACGUUCAAGGUGACGCAGUACUCGCUGAUCAAGGACGUGGUCUCGUCCCUCAAGCGGCACCGCAUGCACGAGCAGCAGUUCACCCAUCACCCGCUGCUGGUCCUCAGCAAUUUCGGUCUCCAGCAGAUCCAGAUCAAGCUGAUGGCCAGCAUGUUCCAGAACAUGUUCCCCUCCAUCAACGUCCACAGGGUCAACCUCAACAGCAUCAAGAGGUGUUUACUCAUCAGCUACAACGCAGAGACACAGCUCCUCGAUUUCAGGCAUUACAGUGUGAAGGUCGUGCCCGUGGGCGUGAGCAAAGGCCUGAAGAAGCUGCUGCAGGAGAAGUUCCCCAACAUGAGCCGCCUGGAAGACAUCAGCGAGCUGCUGGUGAAAGACAUAAACCUGUCGGAGAGCGAGGCCGAGCAGGACGGGACCCACAACGUCCUGGAGCUGCCGCAGGCGUACGCCGGCCGAGGCAACAUGAAAGCGCAGCAGAGCGCCGUGCGCCUCACCGAGAUCGGACCCCGCAUGACUCUGCAACUCGUCAAGGUGGAGGAGGGACUGGCACAGGGCAACGUGCUCUACCACAGCUACAUCCACAAGAAGGAGGCGGAGGUGAAGGAGAUCCUGGCGCGGAAGGAGGCAAAGCUGCAGCUGAAGGCGCAGCGGCGACAGAAGCAGGAGGCGGACGUGGAGCGCAAGCGGCGGCAGCGUGAGGCUCAUAGGGAGAAAAGCCUGGCGGGGAUCCGGAGAAAACGACAGCAGGAAGGCGACGGCGACAGUGACGCCGAGGAUCCCGGGGCGCCGGAGCAGCAGGAUGCGGCCGAGCAGUCGGAGGAGAGCGACGCCGAGUAUUACCGGCAGGAGGUGGGCGAGGAGCCGGACAAAGAUCUGUUCCCCGACCGCCCCAAGAGGAAGCGAAGCUUCUCGGGCGCUGCCCCGCUACGGAAGCGGCGACGGCAAAGCCAGCCGGAGCAUCUCGCUGCCACCCCCAGCCCUCGCCCCACGGUGCCAGGGAAGCGACGGAAGGGAGACCCAGCACCGAGGGACUCGCGGCACCGCGGCGGGGCCAGGCAGGGGGUGACCGGCCGAAAACCGCACCGAGGAACCAAGCGCCCAGCCCGGGAAGGGGCCGGUCCCGGCCCUGGCCGUGCCACCUCGAGGCCGAAGGGGCGAGGGAAGCUGCUGGCAAAGGGGAAGACGAUUUUCCGGCGGCCCGGACAUGCCAAGAAGGGGAAGCGACGCGACCCCACGGUGGCCCCAAGACCGUCACCGAGGAGGGAGGCGAGUGCGGACCCCCAGGACGGGGUGGCCAUUUGCCAGCAGCCGCACUUCGUGGCCGCGCUCCACCUCUACGCUGCCUGCAGCCGCCAAAACGAGGCGCAGGGGGGGACAGACCAGAAGGAACCCCCCGAAAUGGCCGCCCAUCUCGCUCACUGCGGUAACUUCAGCAGCUUCCAAGAGUCGCUGUGGCCGGUGCUGGCGGCGCAAUUCCCGCCGGCGUUGGUGGGUAACGGCAUAGCCGUCUACCGUUUCACCACCCGCGAGCGCUGCUGGCACAGCGGCAUCGUCUACUCCUUCCACCUGGCUGUCUGCGGGAUGCUCUACUCCCUCUCGCUGCCGUUCCUGGCGGCGUAUUACUACCCGCCCAAGGACUGGCGCUACGGACCGGCGCUGUGCAAGCUGGAACGUUUCCUUUUCAACUGCAACCUCUACGGCAGCAUCUUCUUCGUCACCUGCAUCAGCCUCAACCGUUACCUCGGCAUCGUUUACCCGCUGCGGGUCCACGGGCGGCUGCAGCCGCACCACGCCAGGGUGCUGAGCGCCAUCGUUUGGGUGCUGGCCGGGGCGCUCUCGGCGCCCUGCUUUUUUUUUUCGGAGCUGCAAGAAGCGGAGGGCGCGAUCGAGUGUUUGGGGAGCGCGGCUCCGCAGCGGCUGCGGGAGUUUUAUCCCUACAGCCUGCUGCUGGCCGGGCUGGGCUGUGGGCUGCCCUUCCUGCUCACCACCUUCUGCUACGCCGCCAUUAUCCGCACCGUUUUCCGUAAUCCUAACCUCAGCCGGGCGGAAAAGCGGAAAGUGGGAAUGCUGGUGGGGGCGGGAGUGGCUCUCUACGCCUUUUCCUACCUGCCCUACCACAUUUUCCGUAACCUCAACUUGUGGCGUCGCCUGCUGCGACCGGGCACGGAGGACUGCGCCGUCUCCAGAGCCAUCCACGCCACCACCCAGGUCUGCAAGAUCCUCGUUAACCUCAAUAUCUGCCUGCACCCGCUGCUCUACGCCGCCCUGGCCGACAGCAUGCAGAGCUGCUGCGGUGCCGGCUGCGGCACCGCCAACGGGGAGCAGGCUGAGGAGGUGGAGCUGCGGCCAGCAGCGUAG